This is a messenger RNA of Musca domestica (house fly), 912 nucleotides long. RefSeq names its product survival of motor neuron-related-splicing factor 30-like. The record is from RefSeq and is a predicted model, not a curated record. The coding region runs from base 113 to 832 and encodes 239 amino acids. Gene Ontology annotation, biological process: regulation of alternative mRNA splicing, via spliceosome; mRNA processing. NCBI's taxonomy places the organism in Eukaryota, Metazoa, Arthropoda, Insecta, Diptera, Muscidae. Gene Ontology annotation, cellular component: cytoplasm; precatalytic spliceosome; nucleus. Gene Ontology annotation, molecular function: RNA binding. The transcript has 2 exons.
GAUACGUCAUCAGAUGUUACGUUGCGUGUGUUCCACUAAUUUUGAUUGACAAUCAUUUGGCAUCGUCAAAAUUAAAGUAUGUUGUGUGUUUGGAGAUUUUUCGACUACUAAAAUGGCAGACGAUUUACAAAACUAUAAAUUACAACUUCAGCAGGUGGAAGCUGCUUUACUUACAGACCCUGAAAAUGAAGAGCUUCUGAAGUUGAAAAAGGAUUUGGAGGAGGUCAUCGAAUUAACCCGAGACCUCGUAAAAACUCAGCUAGAGGAGCAAAGUAAACCUGCAUAUAUUGAGCCUGCAAAUUCAAAAUCUUCAUAUGAUGAUAUAGAAUCAGCUUUGAUUCACGUUGAGAAACUUUUUUCGCCAAGCAAAGUAUGGAAAAUUGGUGAUAAAUGCCAAGCAAAGUGGACAGAAGAUGGGCAGUUUUAUGACGCCACCAUUGAAGAUAUUACGGAACAUGGUGAAGUUAGAAUUAUUUUUGAUGCUUAUCAAAAUCGAUCGACUACACUACUUAAUGAGCUUCGUGAGAGAAGUAGUCGUACAGAAGUUUUUCCGAGUAACAAGCGUCAUAGGCCUAAUCAGAAAGAGUAUCUUAAGAAACGAAAGCUUAAGAAACAACAACGCUUUAAAGAACUGGAAGAAGAACGAGAGCAAGAUAAAAACAAAUGGUUAAGUUUUACCACAAAGCAUUCAAAAAAGCAAGGAAUGCAGGUAAAAAGUAUUUUUGCAUCUCCUGAAAAUGUUGAAGGUCGUGUGGGAAUCGGUACGUGCGGUGUUGCUGGUAAAGGAAUGACGGACUACACAGUCGGUGAAAAACAUAGAAAAGGACUUUAAAUUAUUAAAUUAACUUCAAUUAUGAUUCUAAGGUGUUUUUUUUUUGUAAUAAAAUGUAUUUCAUACUUACUUUGACAUCA